This is a messenger RNA of Hibiscus syriacus, 2102 nucleotides long. Its product is annotated as probable glycerol-3-phosphate dehydrogenase [NAD(+)] 2, cytosolic. The transcript is spliced from 5 exons. The record is from RefSeq and is a predicted model, not a curated record. Bases 670 to 2067 code for a protein of 465 amino acids. Lineage: Eukaryota; Viridiplantae; Streptophyta; Magnoliopsida; Malvales; Malvaceae. Gene Ontology annotation, molecular function: NAD binding; glycerol-3-phosphate dehydrogenase [NAD(P)+] activity. Gene Ontology annotation, cellular component: cytosol; glycerol-3-phosphate dehydrogenase (FAD) complex. Gene Ontology annotation, biological process: glycerol-3-phosphate catabolic process; carbohydrate metabolic process.
UUCUUUGAAGCUCACGCCUCUUCAUUUUUCCCCCUGUUUUGACUUGUCUCUCAUUCAAUUCUCAAAGUUUCAACUCAACCAACUUCUUCAUUCCCAUUCUCUUUGUACUGAUCAAUCUCAUUCUUGAGUACCCAUUUUGUAAUUUCAUCUGAAUUGUACGAAAGGUUUGAUCUUUUCCAUCAAAUGAUUUUCAUUUGCAUAAAACUGGCCUAAAAAAGAAAGGUCCAAAUUGAUGUUUACCUAUUUGAAGUAGCCGACAUAAAAGAGGUCUAUCACUUUCCUUCUCUUUUUUAUUUGUUUGUUUCUAGUAGUUUGGUAGAUAGUAGAUUGCCAAAAGUAACUAUCUGCCUGAGUUUUCAAAGUUCGAUUUUGCCUUGUUGGAUAACAUACCAUGUGGGUUCUUGGUUGUUGCCUUUCCCACGGCCGACCUCCCAUAAUUAGAAAGAAAAAAAAAUUGGGUCAAAGAGGGGCUAAAGAUUUCAGAUUGAAUUGUUGUUGAUUAUUUGGUUUUGGUCUUUUCUAAUUGACAUGCAUUCUUGGAAGAUUGAACCGUUUCAAAUGGCAUAUAAGCUUUUCUUCUGAAUUUGUUUCCAUUUCGCAGGCCUAUAGUUCUUGAAUUAGAAGCUUGGGAUAUUUGUUGUUACAUUUAGUUUUAAUCUAGGGAGAAAGAUGCCAAGCUCUAGUGCAGAGAUGACUCAGAAUUCCCAUGCCAAUGGCUUGAUUCAGAGCUCCAAUGGUUCUUUAGAAGAGAAACUUGAUGAGCUUCGACAUCUGAUGGGCAAAACCGAAGGCGAUCCGUUGAGAAUUGUUGGUGUCGGGGCAGGUGCUUGGGGUAGUGUAUUCACUGCUUUGCUGCAAGACAGUUAUGGUCAUCUGAGAGAUAAGGUUCUAAUAAGAAUAUGGAGGAGACCUGGAAAGAUAGUUGAUAAGGCUACCGCUGAGCACUUAUUUGAAGUGAUCAAUUCGAGGGAGGAUGUGUUGAGGAGACUGAUUAGGCGGUGUGCUUACUUGAAGUACGUUGAGGCAAGACUAGGUGAUAGGACUCUGUAUGCAGAUGAGAUUUUGAAAGAUGGUUUCUGCUUGAAUAUGAUUGAUACUCCGGUUUGCCCUUUAAAGGUUGUUACGAACUUGCAAGAGGCUGUUUGGGAUGCUGAUAUUGUAAUUAACGGCUUGCCAUCAACUGAAACUCGUGUGGUAUUCGAGGAAAUUAGAAGGUAUUGGAAAGAAAGAAUAACAAUGCCCAUAAUCAUAUCUCUGGCAAAGGGUAUAGAAGCUGAGUUUGUGCCUGAACCUCGCAUAAUAACUCCCACUCUGAUGAUUAAUCGAGCAACUGGAAUCCCCAUUGAGAACAUUCUCUAUCUCGGAGGACCUAAUAUAGCUUCAGAGAUAUACAAUAAAGAAUAUGCUAAUGCUCGAAUUUGUGGGGCUGAAAAGUGGAGGAAACCUUUGGCAAAGUUCUUAAGGCAGCCCCAUUUUAUUGUGUGGGACAAUGGUGAUCUUGUUACUCAUGAAGUGAUGGGUGGUUUGAAGAAUGUCUAUGCCAUUGGAGCUGGAAUGGUAGCAGCUCUAACCAAUGAGAGUGCCACCAGCAAGUCUGUAUACUUUGCACUGUGUACAUCUGAGAUGAUAUUUAUCACUCAUCUCUUGGCAGAAGAGCCUGAAAAACUUGCUGGGCCUUUGUUGGCUGACACCUAUGUAACCCUGUUAAAAGGUCGUAAUGCAUGGUAUGGGCAACAGUUGGCCCAAGGGGGAUUGAACCUUGAGAUGGGCGAUAGCAUCAAGGGGAAGGGUAUGAUUCAGGGUGUCUCUGCUGUGAAAGGCUUUUAUGAGCUUCUUAGUCAAUCCAGCUUAAGCGUCUUGCACCCCGAAGAAAACAAAUCUGUAGCUCCUGUGGAGCUUUGCCCCAUCUUGAAGGUGCUAUAUAAAAUACUCAUCACAAGGGAGUUCCCUUUGCAGGCCAUCCUUGAUGCAUUAAGGGACGAAACCAUGCAUGACCCGAAAGAUCGUAUCGAGAUAGCACAGACUCAUGUGUUCUAUAGACCAUCUCUUCUUGGUAAUCAGCCUUAAUAAGAGAAAGAUGAUGACUAGUGUAGGUUCUCUUA